UCUCUAGACUGCGUCCUAAAUUUAGCACGGACUGGGACAGACGGUUUCGGCCAUCGUCGAUUAGUAUGAGAUGGGGAACACACCUGGAAAAACCCAUUCUCGAGAAAGGAAUAAAAAAUAUCUGUUAUUAAAGGGGGCAGAACGACCCAGCCCACCAGGUAAGCCAUACCUGGUGGCGGUUGACGAUGGCACGCCCGAUGUUCUAACCAUUCGAUGGGCACCUUCUACGAAUACUGGUGGGACUACCUUAACUCAAUACUUGGUGGAGCAUAGACGUAGUGGUUCCCCACACUGGGUGAAAGCUGCACCAACAAAAGUGUCCGUUUGUGAAUUGACCCUCAGCGGGUUGGAACCUGGAUGGCGGUAUCAAUUUCGUAUCUUUGCUGAAAAUUUGGUUGGAAUAUCGGAUCCUAGUGAACUAUCUGAACCUUUAACUGUAACCCAUCAGCGGUCCGCUAUUGUUGCACCCAAAUUUACCCAGGAAUUGCAAGACACAGUUGCUUUAGAAAAUAACAAAGUUGAGUUUGUUACGCACUUCAUUGGACAACCAACACCUAAAAUAUGCUGGUUUAAAGAUGGUUUCGAAAUAUUCAGCAGUCGAAGGACGAGGAUUCUAACCGAACAGGAUCGAAGUGUUCUUACUAUUCAUCAGAGCGCUCUAAGUGACGAAGGUGAAAUAAAAUGUGCAGCAACGAACAAAGCUGGUCAUGUCUCUACCAAAGCAAGACUCACAUUGGAAGCUCCACCGAGCAUACGUCUGCCACGACAAUAUGAAGAUGGUUUGUUAUUUGAAAUUGGCGAACUAUUACGGCUUAAAGUCUCAGUAGCAGGGUUGCCGCGACCAUUGAUAUUUUGGUCACACGAUGGCGAAUCAAUAAACGAACGCGAACGAUACGAAAUCGAAAAUGACGCUAAUUCGUCUACUUUGAAAAUUAACGAAGCAUUACGAAGCGAUCGAGGCGAAUAUCAAAUAAGAGCUGUUAAUAAACUAGGCACUGACGUGGCCUCGUUCUUAGUCACUGUUACAGACAAACCAUCGCCACCCGGAAGCGCUAAAGUUGUCAUGUCACUUGGACGCUCGGUAACACUAUCAUGGAACACACCACAGGAUGAUGGCGGGUGCAAAAUUGGUAACUACAUCGUCGAAUACUAUCGAUUGGGUUGGAACGUAUGGUUAAAAGCAGCGACUACCAAACAAUUGAGUACAAUAUUGGGAGAUUUAAUUGAAGGGAGCGAAUAUAAAUUUCGCGUCAAAGCAGAAAGUCCAUUUGGAGUAAGUGAGCCAAGUCCCGAAACUGAUCUAGUCUUUAUACCAGAUCCCAAGCGAGGUAUGUUAGAACCCGUUGGGGGUAGAGGAAGAAGUCAACCUAGAGAUAUCAUAGACGAUUUGGUUCCGGUAGCGGCAAAGCGGAAGAAGGACAGAUCCCAGUCAUCAUCCCGAGCGGAAAAAGAUGAAGAUUAUAAUAUCGGUUCACCACCACGUCCAAGACGUAGCAAAGUCACGAGUCCGCCGAAAACACCAGACUUUUCCCCCAAAGCAGAACGGAAAGCAACCACUUUAAACAAAGCAAUAUUUGAUAGAGAUACAAUGUACCAAGAUUUAAGUUACGGUAGUCCUGAGCUUAAAGUCACUCGAGCCGAUGCACCUGGCCCGGUAGUUGCAGAAGUCAAACCAAUGCAACAAGCAAAUAAAAAGCCCAUUGUGCCAACUAUGCAAUUAAAUACAAUUCCUGUUGAGGACAAUACAAUCAAUUCACAACGGUCUACUCCAACAAAUCUCAAAGAAAGAUCACCAAGUCCGAGUCACUAUGUUCAAAAAGGCGAUACCCACAAAUUUGUGAAAGAUAAACCUUCAAACUUAAGAAAACCUUUGUCGCGAGAUAACAGUGAAAAUUUAGGUGGAAGCACAGAAUUCAUGAUGGUUUUAUAUCCCGAAGAAGUUAAAGGAAGCGGUGAUCCAUCCAUGCAUCCAUUUGAAGAUAUGGGAUCAGUGCCUCCUCCUCUAUCGUUGUCUGCUCCUGAAUUAGGCUCUGAACCUCCACAACUUUUUGAUCCAAUUAAAUAUUCGGCUAGUUCUACCGAAUUACUGCACGAGCGUGCAAUGGUGCGUUUUUAUAAUGAAGCUUUGGCUGAAGAAGAAGCCAUUCAACGUAAAAUGGAAAAGCAGGGAGUGGAUGCGCGAAAAUCUAGUUUAAUACCGAAAAUUCAAAUAAAUAACCCUGAUGAACAAGAUAUUACAAACCUUGAACGUAAGCAUUCUUUGCGUCGACGCAUGUCCGCCGGAGGCACGAUUCCUCAGAAUAUUCUAAACACACAAAAACGACAUAGCUUGAGGAGAUCUGGAGAUUUAACGGAUUUGUUUGGCAGUGGUCUUCUUAACAAAAACUUAACUAACGAAGAACGUAAAACCAUUAUGCAAAAUCGACAAAGAUCAACGUCCGAAGAAAUGGAGGAGGAAGAAUUUGAACGUAUUCGCGCAAAAAUGUCGGAACGUAAACCAAUAGUACCUAAGAAAAAGAUUAGUGUAGUCAACGAAGAUGUGUGGGAAGAUGAAGAGUAUACAGAAAGUUUAUCAGAAGAAGAGUUGUCUGAUAAUGAAAGCAUACGGCCAGAGGUUAAAGUUCGUGAAAUUUCCCCCGAAGAAGAAGAUGAAACUUAUCAUCCUCAGAUGAGCAUGAGAGCUAAAUUUGAUGCACCGUUUGAAAUUUUAACCAAACCAGCUAAAUUGCCCGAACCUAAUUUUGUGCCAAAGCCAAUAUUGAAAAAGAAAGAUGGUGAGAUGAGUCCACCAACGUCCGGCUCAGAAAUGGAUACUCCAAGGUCUCGUUCCAAUUCAUUGAUAGAUGAAUAUUUGGACAUUCAACGUCCCAAAACGCAAGUAAAGGAAGAUCAAACUGAGGAUAAAAACACCAAUGCAAUUGCAGGAGCUGGUCUCACUGCAGCGGGUAUUGUUAUUUCCCAACCUAUUUUACACCAAAAAGAAGCGGAAGAGUCUAAAAGUGUUAUUGAUCAUUAUGGUGAAAUUGUUCGCACGAAAACACAGAAAACAUUGCGAGGUAUAGAGGAUAAUCCAGUUCGUGCCGCUUUGAAAAAGCAAGCACAAAUGCAAGCACGUCUGCACUACAGCGAUGAGGAAGAAGAAGAGAUAGUACCACCUCCACCUGUGAAAUUGUUUGAUCCACCAAUUAUUGAAGCUGACAAAAGUAAACCAAAACCGUUGGAAAACAGAGCAAAACCUUUAGAAAAGAAGAUUGAGCCGCCACCUAAAAGCGCUCCAUCUCCUGUUAAAUCCAGAGAUGAUAUUUAUCCAAAAAUACCUCAAAUUAUAUCAAAACCCAUUGAUCCACCAACACCAAAAGCGGUUGAAGUAUCACCACCGACACCAUAUAAACCUGUGGAAAGUAUACCAAAGAAAAAUGAAGAAGAACCUGUGCAACCGAGAACUCGAGGACGCGAAGAAACAAGAUUUGGUAAGCGAAGUGUUGCAACAUCCAAAUCGCCUCAUCGCAUGGGGUCUGAUAUCAGUAAGCCAUCAACUGCAUUGCCAGAAAAAGUAUCUAGAUCAACAAGCUCCAACCGAACACGAAGCACCAGUAAAACACCUUCCAGAUCGACGUCCCAGGCACGUCCUCCAUCUAGGUCAAGUUCGCAAGCACGCCCACAAUCUCGGUCUAACUCAUCGAUGCGGCCUCAAAGUCGAUCUGCAUCUAAAUCGCGACCAGACAGGAAAUCACCUUCACCAGCGCCUAUGUACUUACGGAAGCCAAAAAUGUGCGAGAUUAUGACUCAAACGUCCACGACUGUUGAGCCCGACGAUAUUGUAUUCGCAAGAAGCGAACUGCCAAGUGAUGAUAAACUGAAGGCGAUUGCGCAAGUAAAAGUUAGAAAUACAAUGGAUUACAUUACGGAUUUGGCAAUGUUUGCUGUGGUAUUUUGGGUGUUUCUCUUUAGCAAUGAAUUGCUGGCGAUUCCAUUUUUACUGGUUGCUGUGUUUAGGCAACUUCAAGACGAACUUAAAAGAUGGGUUCCGAAUUGGAUUAAAAAGCGGUGGAACAAAGGUAAAAAAGAGUAAAUAAUUAAUUUGUUCUACAUUUAAGAUACGAGUAUGUUGUUUGUAUUUCUGAAAUAAUCUAAGUCAUUCACAUAAAAUCUUUCGUAACAGAUGUAAUUGUUUCAUUUUACUCACUAUUUAUGUAGGUCUUAUAAAAUAGGACUUCAUGAAAUCAUAUCAGUACAUAGUUGACACAUACGAUCAUUUUUUUCUGAAUAAAUUAUGUUAAACCGA
Dalotia coriaria is the source of this 4285-nucleotide messenger RNA. It is a transcript of the gene MnM, whose product is annotated as myomesin and myosin binding protein. The transcript has 3 exons. NCBI's taxonomy places the organism in Eukaryota, Metazoa, Arthropoda, Insecta, Coleoptera, Staphylinidae. The record is from RefSeq and is a predicted model, not a curated record. Gene Ontology annotation, molecular function: protein binding. The coding region runs from base 71 to 4072 and encodes 1333 amino acids.